AUGCUGCUCUCGGUGCCGCCGCGCUCCGGCCUCCCCGCCUUCGCCUACAACAAGAGCAGCAAGAAGCAGCCCUAUGUGCCGCCGGCGCAGCCGCUGGGCCCCCCCAGCCCCAGCCCUGCCGGGGGGGGCACGGACCAGCUCAGCAAGACCAACCUCUACAUCCGGGGGCUGCACCCCGGCACCACGGACCAGGACCUCGUCAAGCUCUGCCAGCCGUACGGGAAGAUCGUCUCCACCAAAGCCAUCCUGGACAAGACGACCAACAAGUGCAAAGGCUACGGCUUCGUUGACUUCGACAGCCCCACAGCGGCCCAGAAGGCCGUGACAGCGCUCAAGGCCAGCGGGGUGCAGGCGCAGAUGGCCAAGAGCCCCCCCCCCCCGACCCCCGCCGGGUGCCGCAGGGCCCAUCCGGCCCCCUGACCCCCCCCACAGCAACAGGAGCAGGACCCCACCAACCUCUACAUCUCGAACCUGCCGCUGGGGGUGGACGAGCAGGAGCUGGAGGCGCUGCUGAAGCCCUUCGGGCAGGUGGUCUCCACCCGCAUCCUGCGGGACCCCCACGGGGCCAGCCGCGGCGUGGGCUUCGCACGGAUGGAGUCCACGGAGAAGUGCGAGGCCGUCAUCACCCACUUCAACGGGAAGUACAUCAAGAUGCCCCCGGGGGUGCCAGCCCCCCCAGACCCGCUGCUCUGCAAGUUUGCGGACGGGGGGCAGAAGAAGCGGCAGAGCCAGAGCAAGUUCGUGCCCAACGGGAGAGCCUGGGCCCGGGACAGCGAUGCGGGCACUGUGACCUUGGCCUACGACCCUGCGACAGCGCUGCAGAACGGCCCACCCCACAGGUUCUACCCGGCGCCCUACGGGCUGGCCCCCAGCCGGAUGAUCGCCCCCACGGCCCUGGCCCCCUACCUGCCCUCCCCCGUCUCCUCCUACCAGGUCCACGGCCCCGCCUGGAUGCACCAGUCCUACCUCGUGCAGCCCACGGGCGCGGUGCUGGCCCCCGCUGUGGACCACGCCGUCCCCCUCCAGCCCUCCGUGGUGGCUCCCCUGGCCCAGCAGCUCGGCCACCUCUCGCUGGGCAGCGCCGGCACGUACGUGCCCGCUGCCACCGCUGUCCCCGGAGCCUUCAUCCCGCCGUACCCGCCGGUGCCACCCGCCCUCCCGCUGGAGGACGGCAGCGCCGCCCCGAGCCACGGCCCCAUCGAGUCGCCGUCCGAGCCCGGCGCCUUCCCCUACCCCUACCCCAAGUAG
Molecule: messenger RNA, 1248 nt
Organism: Gavia stellata (red-throated loon)
Lineage: Eukaryota; Metazoa; Chordata; Aves; Gaviiformes; Gaviidae
Gene: RBMS2
Product: RNA binding motif single stranded interacting protein 2
Exons: 13
Cellular component (GO): nucleus; cytosol; ribonucleoprotein complex
Molecular function (GO): poly(U) RNA binding; poly(A) binding; mRNA 3'-UTR binding
Source: RefSeq, a predicted model, not a curated record